Caenorhabditis sp. 36 PRJEB53466 is the source of this 7409-nucleotide messenger RNA. The record is from the annotation of a GenBank genome assembly. NCBI's taxonomy places the organism in Eukaryota, Metazoa, Nematoda, Chromadorea, Rhabditida, Rhabditidae.
AUGGCCUUCAUUCUUCCCUCAGGUUGGUUAUGUUAGUGUCCCUUGCACACGCAUGCUCUUCGUGACGUCCGUAUCCUUCUUAACAUCUACUUUUGAGUUGUGUUCGUGCUAUUAACAUCUCGGAAAUCUCGGAAAAGCGUUAGAAAGUAAACGAGAUCUCUAAUGUUAACAUGCGGAUGGCGCCCGCCCAUUCAUUUCAAACUGAGCCAAACUCCUCCCUGCAAUAAAGUUGUUCUAGCAGACAAACCGCUUGCAGCCAUUCAAUCAAAUCAUACUACCUUGUUUCAUUUCGCAAUCUCUUUCUCGCUCAGCUUUAUUUUCUUCCAGAAUCAAUCGACGGAUCGCCGUCAAGCAACGGACUCCACAUGAACGGACAAGAUUCCCUCGUGCAGCCUUUGCUCACGGAUUUCUAUCAGAUCACCAUGUGCUACAGUUACUGGAAGGCCGGAACUCACAACGAGACGGCCGUUUUCGACGUCUUCUUCCGCAAAAACCCAUUCCACGGAGAGUUCACAGUCUUCGCGGGGCUCGAAGAUUGUCUCCGGUUCGUGGAAAAUUUCAAAUUCAGUCAGAGCGGUAAGAAUUUUCAGCGAUGACUUCCAUCAACCAAUCGAUUAUUUCAGACAUUGAAUACUUGAAGAAGAUUCUUCCGCCAAAUGCGGAGCCGUCGUUCUUCGAGUAUCUCGAGACGCUCGACGGCAGUAGACUGACCAUCAAAGCAGUUCGUGAGGGAUCCGUCGUCUUCCCGAAAGUACCGUUGCUCACUUUGGAAGGCCCACUGGCGAUGUGCCAACUGCUUGAGACCUCCAUUCUGAAUCUCGUCAACUACGCCAGUCUUGUGGCGACGAACGCGGCGAGAUUCCGGCAGGCAUCCGGAUGGAAGAUUCAGCUGCUGGAGUUCGGAUUGCGAAGAGCCCAGGGACCGAACGGAGGACUGACAGCCAGCAAGUACUGCUACAUCGGGGGAUUCGACGGAACGAGCAACGUUCUCGCCGGAAAACUGUACGGUAUUCCUGUCAAAGGAACCCAGGCGCACAGCUUCAUCUGUUCAUUCUCCACGCCUGACGAGGUAAUCCAUUUGGGCUUGAUCCUCAAUAAUUCAUUUCUUUUCAGCUACAAAUCAGAAACCUCAACCACAAGAAGACAGGUGAGGCCGCGGACCUGUUCGAUUUGAGCUUGAAAACGCGUGCGUGGAUUCUGGAGCAGUUCCCAUGGGGAGUCAUUUCUUCGGAGGUCUCGAACGGAGAGCUCGCCGCGUUCGUCGCCUACGCCAUAUCGUUCCCGGACACUUUCCUGGCCCUCAUAGACACUUACGACGUUCUCCGCAGUGGUGUUGUCAACUUCGUCGCCGUCUCGCUGGCCCUUCAUGAUCUGGGAUACCGAUCAAUGGGCGUGCGCAUCGACAGUGGAGAUCUGUCGUAUUUGUCGAAAGAAUUGAGAUCGAUCUUUGUUAAAGUUGCCGCAUUGUGAGUUUGUGUUGGAUUCGAGUCUUUCACUCUUGAAUGCUAUUUCAGAAAAGACGAGUACAAGUUCUUCGAAAAAAUGCCGAUUGUGGCAUCGAAUGAUAUCAACGAAGAGACGAUCAUGUCUCUAAAUGAGCAGCAGCACGAGAUCAACGCAUUCGGAGUUGGCACCCAUCUUGUCACGUGCCAGAAACAGCCAGCACUCGGCUGCGUGUACAAAGUGAGUCGCCCCGUUCCACCACAGCAUUGCUCAGUUGGCACGCACCCAGUGUUCACUGGCACUUCACGUGUCACGUCAUCAUUUACUUGGUUGUAGCUGGUCGCAAAAUCUUCACAGCCCAAGAUUAAGCUGAGUCAGGAUGUUACCAAGAUCACGAUCCCCGGCAAGAAGAAAUGCUAUCGUAUCUACGGAAGAAACGGAUAUGCGAUUCUCGAUCUGAUGAUGCUCGAGGACGAACCGGAGCCGAAGCUGAACGAGCAGAUCCUCUGCAGACAUCCGUUUGAGGUAAGUGAAAGUGGGAAAGACUUGAAAGAACUUUGGGUUUAGGAAUCGAAAAGAGCAUUGGUGAACGCCAGCAAGAUCGAGAGACUUCACAAUGUCUACUGGGAGAACGGAAAGCUCACUGGACCUCUGCCGACUCUGAAUGAGACCAAGGAGCAUGUGAACGACUCGAUCCGACGCACUCUCCGUCAGGACCACCGUCGCUAUCUGAACCCGACACCGUACAAGGUACAGUACUCUCCUUCCCGCUGUUCUCAUCUUCCAGUCCCAUUGUUUGCAGGUUUCCGUCUCAGAGCGACUUUACAAUUUCUUGCACGAGUUGUGGCUUCAGAACGCGCCGAUCGGACAGCUCGAGUAGACGUCUUCGAGAGGAGGACAUCAGUAGUUCUAGUAGUAGAUGAUCCUUGUGUUUUCAGUGCAUCUGGAGCACAAGUCGCCCUAUGUAUCCCUCCUUCUCUUCAGCUUCUCCUUCGUUAUUUUGUCGUCUGUUUCAUUCCUAUCCGCUCACAAUGUUUCUUCCACUUUUCUGCCGGACAUCUACUUGCUAUUUGUCUUGCCCCGCUCCUUUUUCCCCUCCUCUUUUUUCAAUUUACUUCCGUUUUGGUGACUAGCGGUGAUUUUUCAAAAGAGUUUUAUUGCUUCGUUUGAGCUGAAUGAGCUGAACCCUUUUAACCUGCACAAGCUUUAAUUCAAUUCCAUUCUGUGUACAAUGUCGUCGGAGUUUUUAAAAUAAAUAAAUACAGCAAAUUAUAUUACAGCGGGGAAAAGUUCGAAUUGCAAAUUGAGUCUCGGAUCGCUUGCGUCAGCGACCAAAAGACUCUUCAUUGCUCUUCCGCUCACUGCUCACAAUUAUCGGCCAUUGAGCACGCCGUUUCACCUACAAUGAGGGGGAGAAAGUUAGGGUUUUGGAUUUCACCGUAUUACUCAUUCCCUUCUGAAUUAUUCAGUUCUUUGAAACCACCAGUCAGAAAUUGCUUUCGUUCCCUCGAGUGUAGUUUUCCACGCAAAUUCAGGUGAUUUUCUGAAAAACAAGCAGCUCGAGGUGGGUGACCUUGCGAAAAAAGAAAAGAAGCGAAGGUUCGGACUCUCCAGAUGGCUCAGCAGAAAGGUACGCGUGAAUCAGUUUGCAGCCGCUUUUCAGUCAUAAAAAUAAUCGUCCGUAUAAUCCCCGGAUAGAUCUUUGAUUUCUUUUUUUCGGCCGCCGCCGCCACAAAAAUUAUAGUUCUUUUCCAGCGGAAUUCCGCUUUCCGCCUACCGUAGAAAUGUUUCUCCGAAAUAACUGAUUUUUCUCAUAACCGAGCUCUAGAGAGCACCUCUUCAUCGGCUUUUAAAAGAUUAUUUAUUUAUUUUUCAGCCAGUCUUCUUUUUCGAAAUGUUUGUUUCCUCCCUAGAAACGUCCGAAUGACGUCGUCUCCGACCUGAUUCCAGUUUGUAGUGCACUCCGUGAGACUCGUUUGCUCUCGCUGGUCUCUUUCUUCUCUUCCGAAGCCCAAAGAGCGCUGACCGCUUCGCCGCUUCAAUCAUCCGCAUAAAUUUGUUUUCUUUUCCACUUCUAAUUACUUCCGCCGCCGCUUGGUUCCGUUCUGUGACACCUCAUUCAUCAUCCAUGGGGAAGAGUCCCGAGAGUUCGAAUUCCCACCGGCCCGCGCGUGUCUUUCCUUUUUUCCCGCCGUGUCUGAUCGCUUAUCAACAGAUAGUGGAUUGUUUUUGAGCGAUGAAGCUCUGAAAGCACGAAUAAGCCGAAGGAGGAGACAGAGAAAAAGGAGAGGAAGAAGUGGUUGCGGAAAGAGAUACAAAAUGUUGUUGGCGCUGAAAUUGCAGAUCUUCUGUUCCUUCUCGCCGCUUUCUUUGCCUUCCAGAGACCUUCUGGAAUUAUUUCCUGAUACUGCAAUCACGUAAUUGCAGCAAUCCUUCCUUGUCCCUAAUCACUCCUUCCUCUCUCAAACCCCAGAAUUACCCGCUAAUAACAGAAGUCUCUCUGUCCCCUUCGCCUUCGUCUCUUAGCUCAUCAACUCGUCAUUUCGGACAAGUCGCGGCUAAUUUCAGAACUCUUUUCUGGGGAUUCUGCCCCGUGUUAUUUACCCGACCGCCCCGAGCAGGUCACUUUCUCUAAAAUUGGAAUGCCAGUCUUACAUCUUUUCCCACAAAGUUCAGAGUUCCGAAUUUAGACGCACCGAUUUCUACUUCUGGAUCAGAGUUGACACGUCACUGUUUAGCGUGAGCAUAAACAGCUUUUGUUCUUUUCUUUCAUCUUCAGUAAAAAACGCAUUUUUUCGCAAACAUCCGUUCCGUCUUCCGCUGAACUCUGUCCAAAAUCACCCGAAACCAAUCUUGCCCGUUUCAAAUCAGAAUCGACAACAAAUAAUUGUAUUUAUCUGGUCCUCACCCUCGUGAUCCAUACACCUCCACCCAGUUUUUCGUUUUUUUCCUCUCACUUUUCUACGUAAAGGUUGUUGAAAUUGUCGCCCUUUGCAUCUUGCUGUCAAUAGAAUGCGUCCUCCCGCUCACCACACAAACAAUUGUCUUUUUCCUGCGAGUAAAAAGUGUGCUCAUUGAGCUUUCUGCAGGAUCGACGGACGACGACGACGUCAGCGAUGAUGAACAGUUUCGGAAAGAUGCGGAAGAUCAAAUCGUCGUGCGGAAAUAAGCUGCAAAUUCCGAGGAUUGAGGUGAGGAAGGGUUUCCCCUUCGUGUGGGGUUUCGAAGGUUUUCAAAAUAAGAAUAAUGUAUUCCGUCUCUUCUCAGACAUUCCUUGUUUUCCUUUUCUUCGAAUUGCGAACUUGUUUCCCACGCGAAUGCAAUCUCAGCUAAUUAGUUGUUUUGUUUUCGAUUUCGUGCUCAAAUCAUACGGUUGAAACUUGAAAGUCGCAAACAAUCCAACUGAAAUGUACUCUGCGAAAGCCAAAUUCUACAACUUCUCGGAUUUCGAUUUCCAUCGGAGUCAGGUAUCAUUGUCGCCCUCAUUAGUGGACAAAUAACUAACAGAGCAGGGGGUCGAUGAGCCGAGAUUUCUAGUGUUUGAACUCUAAACUCUGGCUACAGUAAUCAUGAUCGAGUUCACAGAAGGAUACAUGAAAACCAUGAAAACAGGAAACAUUUCCUUCCGGCUCUCGGAGCCCUUAUUACGCUUAUUGGGAGCUCUCAAAUUCGCCACGUGUUCUCUUGAUUUCUGGUCGCAAAACAUGCCAUUCAAACUGAAAACAUGUGGCGAUAACAGACGGACCCACGACAGAUCGGAUCAUAAAUUCGAAAGACUUCGUGUGCGUUUAUUUAUGCCUACGUAUUUAUUUCUCUGCAAAAACAAGCUUCCUCUCCUGAGUAGCUUCAUUCGAUGAUGAAUUGGCGUAGCAAGCGAGUGAGAGAGGGAGAAGGAGAUGGGCGGUCUUGGGCCCAUUCCCAGUCACGUACCACUUCCGCCGACAAUUGGGUUACCGUGUUUUUCUCGGCUGAAAAAAAAAAACGCGGGAACCCCUUUUUUUCCGCCCGUCUUCAACUGGCUUCUCGCCUGAGAAAAUAUGACACCUGCUCUUGUUAUUCCGACCACUUUUCAAACUUGGCCCAGCCUUCCGCUCCUUCAACUUCGGAAAAUGUUUUUUGCAUUUCAACGUUUUCUUUUUCCAGUAAACUGAACCCUAUAAGUAUGUACAUACCCCGAGAAAUUCUAGAAACGAAACUGUGAAAUAUUCAUCGAGCCUACACUUUUCAAGUUGGUUGAAAAAACACGAGAAAGUGAAUGAAUGAAUGAGUUCCUGGCACACUUUCUCGCUUUUCAUUCGCAGAACGCUCCCUCUCACACUACCGUAAUCCCUCGUGCACUCCUGAUCUUCAAUACGAGAAUUCUGGCUUGCCUUCGCUUUCACCUGCCUUCAUUUUCCAGCCAUUGCCUUGUGCUUCCUUUGUGCUUCCAGAAAGGUCCUUCUCGAGUGAGUCAGUGAGUAAUUGUCCGGUUCUGCUAUUAUAUUCAUCCAUCCCUUCCUCAUUUUUUUGUUUUCGUCGUCGUCAUCAUCAUCAUCAUCAUCAUCUUGGUCUCUUCUGAAUCAGCAGGAAGACGUGUCAUUUUCAGGCGAGCGGAACCGUGUGCUUCCGGAUCUUUCAGUCGCCAUUUCGUUUUCAGACAGUUGUCGUAAAUAUGUACACCUCGUUCAUUGAUCAUACAUCUCUUUCUCUUAUUUUUAAUGAUUGGUGCGAAUUGAAUUAGUGCCCGAUGAAUAGGCGAGCAGAGCGUGUGUGUCACCGCCCGUUUUCCCGCUUCAUUCGGCAUUCAAAUCGCUGCGGGAAGCCCCGGCGACUCAAUUAUUUCGUGCUCCUUCAGAUCCGAACCCUUUUUCGCUUUUUCUUCUUCUUCUUCUUCUUCUUCUUGUUUUCGAGUAGGUGGAUUCACGUGGCAACACCUUGAAACGAGGAAAACAUCGCCCGUUUUAGCUUUAAUGCAUUUUGCUGAAAGGCUGAAAACAGAAAGUAGAGCAGUCUAGACACUUUUCGAACUUAUUUUCCCCCCUUCAUUUUGUUAUGAUGCACCUCUUCUACUUGAGGAGAAAUCCUUCUCUUCUCGUAUUCUAAUGAGUUCGACAAGGGUGUCAAAUUGUCACGACAUGUCACCCUCACAUCCUUUUUUCAGUCCCAUCGAUCCAAUUCCAGGUCCGUCGUUCCUCUUCGCUCCACAAUCCCACAUCACUCACUCUCCAGCCGAUCGACGACACCAAACUCUCCGAAGUAUCCGCUCUCACCUCCUCCAGCAGCUUCUUCUCAGUCGUCUCCGCACCUCCUUCUCAGGCCAGCUUUUCCCAUACGAUGGUCCGCUACCGCUGCUGCUUCGGAACAUGCCGACUUCGCGUCGGCGCCUGCGUCAUCGGCAUCGCGUGCAUUCUCAUUUCGAUCCUUUGUAAGUUCAACUGAAACCUCUCUUUUCUUUUCAUUAUUUUCAAACUUUCAGCUCUCUGCUCUCUUCUCACAGUUUCCACGUCGAUGACUUCCGAUGCGCAGUCGUUCCUGACCACUCCGAUCGUCCUUUCCCUUCUUCAGUUCGCCACCUCCAUGAUCAUGAUCGUGGCGGUUCUCACCAGUUUUCACUACCUCCUCAUUCCAUUUAUGCUCACUUGUGUAAGCAGUCUAUUUUCUCACCCACCCAUCCCAAUCUGCCCUUCUAAGAGUGCCAAUCUUCUCGCACUGAUCGUUCUCUGCUCCUGGGCGGUCGUCCGUCGCCACGACCUGUCCAACGCGGUCGUUCCUCUGCUUCUGAUCGGUUCCACCGGUGCUUCCCUCCUCUAUCUCUGGUUCCUGACGAUUGUCUCGAUGACCUUUGUCUUGAUUCGUGACAGAAAGAUUAUGGGGUGAGUAGGAGGCGGAAAUUGAACUUGAAUGGAAGCAACUUUUUUUUUAGAUAUGACGACGAAUUCGACAUUGAAAACCGGCAAUUCGAUCGUGCAAGCAGUUCAAUAGUUUGA